UAUACGAUAGAGCACCACAGUGGCUGACCAAUCAGAAAGCAAGCAGGAAUUAUGAUGGUUAUAACAAUCACUACGACUUAAUUAGAAUAAAAAUGGUAGUGGAUUAGUAACCAGUUUAACAAUAACGGCGAUUUGCCCUUCAGAGAUCAUAAAGCAUUUCUUUGAGAAAGGUUUCAUUCUCGCGGAGGUAGUACAGUUAUUGAGCGUUUGACAGAGUUUAGGCUAAGGUGCAUUGUCUUAGUUCUACUUUGUUCCGUAAGACUGCUACAAUCAUAACAUGAAGGAAAUUAUACGACAGAAUUUACGUCGAAGCAAUGUCCGUCUAGCUUUAUUGACAGCUUUCUAUAUAUUGGUUUUAACGAUCGGUGCUUUGAUAUUUUGGGCUACAGAGUCUCCUGAAGAAAUCGAUAUGAUACACAUGCUUCGCAGUAAACGCUCUCAGUUCCUGGAUGACUAUUCUUGUGUUACUGACGAAGAUCUUGAAGCGUUUGUAAAAGACAUUAUUAGUGGAAGUAACAGGGGAGUCAGAGCUGUUCGAAACGUUACCAUGGAACCCAACUGGAGUUUCGGCCAAUCAGUGUUUUUCUCCACCACCGUAGUGACAACAAUAGGUUAUGGACAAGUAAGACCCUUAUCCCAAGGAGGAAAAAUUUUCUGUAUAAUAUACGGACUGGUUGGUAUUCCUCUGACAAUGACGUUAUUAUCAGCCUAUGUGGAACGUCUCAUGAUACCAGCAGUGUUCCUCCUGCAGUUCCUAAACUCUCGACUUGGACAUCUGUUCCAACCUUUCAAUAUUCGAAUGUUUCAUCUGUCUAUAGUUGGGGUUUUAGUUCUAUCUUUAUUUUUCAUUAUUCCUGCGGUCAUAUUCUCUCACCUGGAGCCAGAAUGGGACUACUUGGACGCCCUCUACUAUUGUUUCAUUUCUUUGACAACCAUAGGGCUAGGAGACUAUGUUCCUGCAGAUAGUUCUCAUCAGGAGUAUCGCCCUCUGUACAAAGUUUGUAGUGCAUUUUACCUUCUGAUUGGCCUAACGUUUAUGAUGUUCUUCUUGUCGGUGUUGUACACCAUUCCAGAACUCAAUAUUGGGAUAUUUUUCCUUGCAAAGAGUGAUGAUGUCAUCGGGACAGCCAAGACUAAUGUUCGUUCCAGAUAUCCUGGUCAGUUCGAUGAUCCCGAGCCCACAAUUCGACAUGUUAAAACUAUCCGAAGAUCCAGUUCGUCUUCUGAAGAUGAUAACCCUUGAACAUGUCGUUCGCUUUAUUUAUUCAAACUUUUAGCUUUUUUUUGUGUGCAGUACUCACACUGUUGAUGUAAGUGUAAGCCUGCAUUCACAGUGACUGCAGUUGGGUUGAGAACGUGAGUAUAAAUGUAGGAUAGUAUAUGUGGUGUAAAAUAAGUUAUGUCUUUUCCAGUUCUAAAUAAUGUACGAGAAAGAAAUGUUGUGGUAAUACACGGAUAAACCUAGCUUACAGUCACUCGAUCUCCACAAAAACAAGAGAUUUGUGAAUCUAAAAUGCAAAAGGAAAGUUGUAGCGACAAGACAAAAUAAAAAACAAACUAUUUAGGCAAAGAAUGUGGCGAAAGAUCGCCAGGUAGUAUAUUUGGACAAUUGGGUAUAGGAGGAAUGUAGGAAGGAAAUGGAAAGGAAUGAGAAGCGAUAAAUUGCAGCACACACACGAUCAGCAGGUUAAAACCCAGUAAAACAAAGACAGGAACUCCACAGCAAACCUUGGUUUUCUUUCAGAUAAAUUAUUUACUUUCCUCAGAAGUUAGAGUAAAUUUCCAUUUUUUGUUUUUGUUUUUUUUUCAAUAUACAUUCUCCCUCUCUCUCUGCAGCUAACCAAUGCGAAGAAGAGUAUCAGAAUUGAGGGAAUAUUCCUGCUCUAUGUGACAGUUGCAAGGUAGUUCUCUAUAUACGAGGUAAAGCAGUACAACUGUCUCAUGAAACAGUAGAUACAGUCGAGAAAAAGUAAUAUUUCAGAUAAAAUGUAGUAUACGAUCUCAACUAAAUUUAAUAUUUUCCAAAUCAGAAAUGCAGAAAUAAUAUUUAGGUUCUACACUACAGGAAAAUAUGGAAUGUGGGUCUUUGUUACUAAAAUAUCAGAAAAACAACGUACACACAAAAAAAAUCAUCAACACAGAAUGGAUGACGUGGAGAUAGUGGCUGUCAAACAGGCAUCAUUGACUCGGUACCCUUUCUCUCUUAGCGUCUAACUUUAACUCGAAUGAAACCUGGCUAUGGAUAACCUAGAAGAUAGAUUACGGAUCGUGAUAAUCCGUUAUAUAUAUCUAAAUUCAUUUAUCCAUUUGUGUGAACACGAAAUUCGUUUAUGUUGGGGGGGGGGGGGAACCCAGAUGGUACACACUUCUACUGCCAUGCAUAGCUAAGUUUCCCGUUACAUACAAUAUCAAAUUUUAUGUACACUUAAAGAAGACUAAUCUUUCGUUAUGAACGGACCAAACAUAACCUAUAUUAUCAAGAAAUAAUCAAAUGUUUCAAACACACUAAUUAAGCUGUGACAUGUUCUCUUUGAUAUCAUAUAGUGACAAUACUGUAUUUAGCCUUAUCAAUACUGAAGCCUUAUUUUUAUUGGCUUUUCUCAGAAUAUAACAAUGUUGCAUAAAAGUUAGGUACCCACCGUGACUUUUAAUGGUUGAUAGUCGUCUCAGCUAGCCAUAGUGGCUAGCAUGUUUACGGGUUACAAUUCAACAUACAUUAUCCAGGGCAAGCAUUGCGAUACGGCAAUUCUUUAUUAACCAGUAGAUCAGAUAUGUAUAAAUUAAUUCAGGUUAAAGUUAUGUGAUGUUUAAAGUAAUGUAUGAAACUACCAGCAUAAUUAAAACAUAGUUAAAUACGUCUUUAGUAACUCGAUGGUAAUUCUUUUACACCUACAUUAAAAUACAAAGCUUGUGAAACGCAAUAGAAAUUGUUAAUUUUAUAGGUUGCACACAAAAUAUUUACUGACAAAUCUGCUACUACUCUGAUCAUAAAAGUAUACUCUAAGUUGUUACUUCUCUCUUUGAAGGACCAGGAAUCAAGUGAUCUGCUGUGUCGUGGGUUUUGUUGGUCUGCCCUGUGAUAAAACUUUUAUAGUAAUUCUGAAUAACAACGAAAAAAAUUUGGCAUAGCCUUUCAGCUUUUUCCACGAUAGUUGUUUGUACUUUUGGAAUAAAAAUAUUUACGUAUUUUCAAAAUUAUCCACAGAUUUGAACACAAUGAAAGUAAAAAAAAAAAAAAAAAAUGUAUUUUGUUGGCGACACACCCUGUCCGCCUCGACAAGUUUGUGUUCUACUUCCGUAAUUUUUUUUUCUAUUGUAUUAUUCAGCUCAUUUUACUUAGUACUGUACAUUAAAGACAGAUGGCGUGUACAAGAUAUUUAACAGCACAUUUUUGCUAUCAAUUCCUAACUUCUGUAUCUUAUAUAUUAUGCAUUAAUUAUCCGACUUUAAGGGAAUUAAAAAAAGUUAAAACUAUAGAAUAAUGGGAUAUAAAGGAAGCGUAUAUUAGUAUUCUGAUAAAAAAGUUAGCACACAGAAUCACCCACAAAAUGUGCAAUGGAUUCGGGGUCUUUUUUUUAUUUUUUGAAUUCCUUAUAUCUUACUUAUCAUAUUUUCCAUUUCUAAAAUUUCUAAGCCCUAUGCAUGUUAGCGUAACUACAGAAGAUUCCCCAACCCCGCAUAUUAAUAGGAUAGUAAUUGGGUCCCCCAUAUUUAUUUCCCUAUAAUUGUAGUUACGAUUCUGGCUGCAUUAACUUAACUGAAAAUUCAAAAUUAAACCAAUCUUAAAAUUGCAGCUAGUGUUAAUUUUCGAAUUACACGUGUAUGAAAUUUCGAGCCGAUUAGGUUUCGUAUUGAUGAAACCGAAGAACGUAGUACGUAUGGUGGAACUGUAAUUAUGAUAUUUCCACCAUUACCACUAAAUAAGGCGGUCAGUGUGUAGACUCAGUCUGCUCUGUUUUUACUCUACCAGAAUAGUGCAACCCCCACUUUAGUAAAAAACAAAACAAAUGAAAUUAUCUGUCUCUCCCCUAUGUUUGUCAGGCCUUUCUCCCCCUACCCACGCAAUUGCGGGGACAUACGUGCGUCAAUGCUUAUGUAUCUUGUUCCUUUAUAAUUGCCCUGAAAAUUCAACGAACACGCAAAUAUUAACAUGAGUGUGUUAUAUAACACACUGAACAUUAGUGCAGUGAGCAAAAGAAAAUAACCAUGGUGAAACGUUCGGCAAAUUAAAGUUUAUUGACAAAUACGAAAUUAACGUUUUGGACAACAUCGGGUUUCUAGUGAGGAGAAAGCAAAUUUUUUAGAAGAGAUUGGGUCUAAGAAAUUAAGAAAACCAAAACAAGCAAGAACGCGUGGGUUGAAGGUUCGAGAACAUUUUUUUAUGUUAGAAUAGAACAAAUAAAGAUACGAGAAGUAACGCAUACACACAAAAUAAUAAUCACAUGGCUAACUUUGGAAUAAAUAAAAAUAAUCACGAGAAAAGGGACGGUAAACUGGAGUAAUAACAUAUAAAAAAUAAGUAGAACAAGAAUAAAAGGGCAGGGGCUCAUUUACAAAAAUAAAAUGAGGAAACUUUUAAAGCAUUGAAAGGCAAGACGUUUUUUGAGGAAUGGAGGUAUUAGGAGUGACUACUGUUGGUUGCCUCUGGUAUAAUCAAAUGUCUUUUAAUAGUUGUGGACAUUUUUUUAUUACUGAGAAAAAGAGCGGUUUUGGAGCAUAAGAGCAGAAAGGCAGGAGCUGGAGACAGCCCAGAUCCCCACCUCUAUGCACAUCACUGAACAAUGAGAGAAUGAACGCGUGCAUCGAAUAUUAUUGUCCAACGAGAUACAACAUUGAAAGGUGUAGGUACUGAAUAUAACAUCGCGAAGAAAGACAGUAAAUUUGAAAUGUGACUUAUAAAAAUCAACAUUUGGUUAAUAAAAUGGCUUGAUAUAACAAACAAACGUAAGUGAUCGAACUAGUUGAACAAAAUUAAACAAACCAAAGACCGUCAUAAGAAAGCUUAGAUCAGGUAUAAAGGAAUGUGGAAAGGGAAGCGGAUAAGGUUGAAGGAAAGAUAAUUCUUGGUUCAUUCCAAGGGAUUUAUUAGUGCUUAAUUUGAAAACCAGACGUUUUCCGGACAUUCUCUUUGUGUUACAGUGAAGGAAACAAAUGAGGGUCCUAGUACAGAGAGGCUGGAGAUGUCUGCGUGUCUACCUGUAGAUGCAGUGUGAAGAGUUACAUGCGUGUCUACCUGUAGAUGCAGUGUGAAGAGGUUACAUGCGUGUCUACCUGUAGGUUUCGUACUGUCAUUACUUCUUACAUAGAAGUGAUGUACUAUUUGCUAUGUGGCAAUCUAUUUGACCAAUGUAUGGCAUACCAAAUUUUUUACAAAUUACACAAUGUACUAGGUUCGUCGAAAUGCACGUGAAUGACUGUUGUAUUUGGAAUUUUCUAAUGGGACCAUAUAUGGAUAUUAUGGUGUUAAAAUACUGGCAAGUAACGUAUUUCUUUCUCUAAGAAAAAGAUUGAUACUGUGGACCAAAAUGAUUUUUGAUACUUUUAUCAUGUUUGUAACAGACGAGUGGACGUUCUUCAAGUAUUUCGAAGUUAUAGGGUCGUCGGUAUAUCGACAUUUUGUUUGAUGACCUGGUAUUUGAACAGAUUAUGGUAAUCGGUAUUUGAGAGUUUAUAGACUUGAGUUUAGGGCAUAAUUUCGAAUUACGGAAUUGGUGUGUUCAGCGGCUUUCUCUAUAAAUGUCCCCUUGUGGGACAGUGGUAAGUCUAUGGACUUACAACGCUAAAAUCCCGGAUUUGAUUCAUCGAGGUGGAUCCAGCAGAUAGCCCACUGUGGCUUUGAUCUCGAACAGAUAUAUACAUUCUCUAUAAAAGGCUUAGGUAAGCUCGAGAAAAAAGGUAUAAAGAAAUCUUUAAUUUAUUUAUAUCCUGAUUCGUAAUCGCUUUGUCCACUGCUAAGUCUACACAGCCUUAAGAAUUGGGUAUAUGGAAGUUGUUGGACUUGCAUGGGACAAGUAACAGCCGAGGUAAGAAUGGAAAUCGGUAAUGGACUGAUGUUGGCUUACCUCCGAGCGUCGUUUAAAUGGGAAUCGGUAAUAGACUGAUGUUGGUUAAACGACGCUCUUCAACGGAAAUGUAUUUCAAAAAGGUAAUCUCGUUCGGGAAACUGGCCACGUGAGAUGGAAGAAAUAUGCAAAUUGUUAGAAUUAUUUUAAUUCACACAAGGACCUGCUAGUCGCACCAAUAAUGUAAUCAGUAAAGCGUUCCUUGAAAGGUGGAGAAAAUCAGAUUUUCUAUAUAUCUAACAAAUAUUGAAGCAUAAUAGGGACCCAUUUUGUGUCCCAGCAACACUUUCAGUUUGUUGAUGAAACGUGCCGUUAAAGAAGAACUCGUUCAUGGUUAAUAAAAGUUCAGCAAGAGGGUAUGAGUUAGGGGGGGGUCUAAUGAAUAUCGCAGAUCCAGGUAAUAUUUGAGGGUUUUCAUACCUUCCUCAUGUGGAAUCUAUGUGUAGAUUGUUUUAAUGUCCAUAGCAAACAUAUGAUAUUCAUUACCAGAAAAUUGAAACUUGUUGAAAAUUGGGAGUGCGGUAUCACGUCUUUUAUGUAAGUUAUAGGUGGCGCUUGAGUCUCUUGUGUUGAUAGGCAAUUUUGUCACAUACACUGUAUAAUACUUUUUGAGUUGAUGAGAAUAAUGCUCUGUAUAGGAAGUUUUAUUUGGGAAGGCUGUUUAUUUGUCCAUGACAGGUGGUCAAGGGGGCUGCCCCUUGGGUGGUCAGAGAUGAACUCUCUACAUCCAUUUGGGGAGGCUAAGCCUUCUCGAGUCUCUUAUGUGCGCCGCCUCUGUGUAAGUAGGAAAGAAGAAAUUAAUCCAGUAAGGCAGUUACAUACCAAAAUGAUUGGUCGACCAAAACUCCCUGGUUUAUACAUCUUAGGAACACUGUAAAAUUCCGGAGUUCUGGGAUUACUGAGAGUCAACUUGAUAGCAUCCAGUAAGAAAUUAAACGUGUGAAUCAAAUCAUUAACGACUGUGUUAAUUUUGAGGUUGAACGAUACAGUCAGGUCGGUAGUUAGGGAACUUUAUAAGCGAUUGUCAGUAAAUUGUUCUUCAGCAAAGUUCACAUUUUUACACCACAUUACUAUUCUGCCACCUUUAUCGGCAAGUUUAACUAUGAUGUCUCGUCGUUUAGAAAGUUCUAGUAAGGUUUUGUGGUCAUCAGGGGUCAGGUUUACUUCGUAAUUUCCAUGCCCACAAAAACACGUUAGUGCAAUGAAAUAACAUUCUUCACAACAAAUAAUAGAAAAAUGGUUAUUUCAAUGUUCCAUACAACAAACGAGUUUUGACAUUCUACUCUUGUUCGUUAGUUAAGAAGUGUUUUCUUCUUCUGUAUUCUUAUCAGCUGUUAAAAACUUGUCCCAUCUUCUAGUUUAAUAGAACAGUUAAACGGGUUUUGACAUUCUACUCUUGUUCGUUAGUUAAGAAGUGUUUUCUUCUGUAUUCUUAUCAGCUGUUAAAAACUUGUUCCAUCUUCUAGUUUAAUACAACAGUUAAACGUGUUUUGUCUUCCAAGCGCUAAAUAACAUUUUCUAAAGGUGAUCCGCCUUUCAAGUUCUGUACAAGUUAAAGAACUUUGAAACACACAAUUGUUUGUUUAUAGCUAGGCGCGGAACUACAUAAUGGGUUAUUUGUGUUGUGCUCACCAAGAUAUCGAAACCCGGUUUUCAGCGUCAUAAGCCUUCAGACUUACUGCUGAGCCACUGGAGGUCAUUAACAAACGGAUUCGAUCUUACAAGGUCUAUACUUCAAAUACUAAACGUGUUCUGUACAAUAAUUAACAAAAGUCUUGUCUUUUCAGGAUUAAUACAACAAUUAACAAAGGCGUCUUGUCUUUUCAGUUGUAGACAACAGUUAAUACAUCACACAACAACCAGGAGAGCUAAAGAUUAAAAAUAACUUUUUUUUCUUUUAGCUAUCAGACAAGGUCUUAUCGGUUGUACAGAGUAAAAGCCAGAGUUUUUGUAUCUCAUCUGAUAAUUCCAAGUAAACUUAGUGAAACGUUGUGAACAAUACUUUUACUCAGUACAACCCAUAAAGAAUUACCUGAAAACUAGGACAGCUGUAGUAAAAAGGUAUGCUAUGAAACAUGUACGUUUAUUGGAUAUAGAGGAUUAUAUCAACACAAUGAGUGUACACGGCAAACAAUAUCAUUGUAUUUUAAAACAAAUCAUUUAUAUGGCAGUAGAUAUAUGGACAGCAAGGAAUUCUCAAACAAUUUAGCAGUAUACUUUAUAAAACAAUGAGUUAUAAAACCUUCAGUGUUAAUGUUUAUAAUAUGGCCAAGCAUGUAAACUAGGUAACAUUGUUAUCCUAUGUUUAUAAUAUGGCCAAGCAUGUAAACUAGGUAACAUUGUUAUCCUAUAAUAAAAGUCCAUACUUUAUAAAACAAUGAGUUAUAAAACCUUCAGUGUUAAUGUUUAUAAUAUGGCCAAGCAUGUAAACUAGGUAACAUUGUUAUCCUAUGUUUAUAAUAUGGCCAAGCAUGUAAACUAGGUAACAUUGUUAUCCUAUGUUUAUAAUAUGGCCAAGCAUGUAAACUAGGUAACAUUGUUAUCCUAU
Limulus polyphemus (Atlantic horseshoe crab) is the source of this 8610-nucleotide messenger RNA. RefSeq names its product potassium channel subfamily K member 1-like. The record is from RefSeq and is a predicted model, not a curated record. The transcript has 5 exons. The coding region runs from base 278 to 1243 and encodes 321 amino acids. NCBI's taxonomy places the organism in Eukaryota, Metazoa, Arthropoda, Merostomata, Xiphosura, Limulidae. Gene Ontology annotation, cellular component: membrane. Gene Ontology annotation, biological process: stabilization of membrane potential; potassium ion transmembrane transport. Gene Ontology annotation, molecular function: potassium ion leak channel activity.